AUGGCUGCACCAUCCGUCCAAAGCUCAACUUUCAUAUGCAACUCCAACACCAAAACUUGCAACACUUAUGUCAUUUAUAGACCUCAACUCAAUGAACCACUUUCAACCAUUGCGGCCCUCUUUAACGUAAAUGAAUCCCAGCUCAACUCCACAACACAUUUACGAGAUCGUGAGGUCGUCGUCCCUAUCGUGUGUGAUUGCCCUGACUCGUCGUCUAGGGUUGUGGUGAAUUACUCAAACAAUAACUCAUAUUCUUUUUUGGAUAUUGCUUGCAAAGUUUAUCAAGGGUUGGUGAAACCAUUUGUUAUAGCACAACAAAAUGGAAACUCUGAUGAGACUACACUCGUGAAAGUGCCAGUUAAAUGUGCAUGUGCUAACGCGUCACGGGAUACUGGUAGUAUACAGUAUCUUGUCACGUAUCCCGUUAUGGAAAAUGAUACGAUAGAUAUAAUUGCAAAGAAAUUUGGGGUUACCCAAGGGUCAAUAGAGGAGGCAAAUGGGUUAGACCGAAAACAAACUAUUUUUGGGGGUACCACGUUGCUGGUGCCAACAGCAGGUACCCCAGUUUUGGACUUGGAUCAUGUAGUUACUGGUCCAAGUCCACAAGACACAAUUCCCAUUAGUGGAGUCUUGAAAAGUAAAAUGGAGAGCCGCUUUUCGCUUUUUCUCAUUAUUUUUGCGUCAAUUUCUCUUUUUUGUGUAGUUCUGUUACUUAUCUUCCUAAGGCGAAAAUGUCAUCCUGACGAACCAUCUCUGGUAUUGGUAAGUGGGUUAGACUAUAAACGUGUGUCACCGGAUUUUCUUGAUGGGAUGUCAAAACUAAAGCACUCCCUAACAAGUUUUAGUCUUGAUGAGCUUAAACUCGCUACACAAGACUUCUCUAAAUCCUCAUCCAUUGGAAAAUCUGUAUACAAAGGCCUAAUUAGGGGCAGUUUCUAUGUUGCGAUUGAAGAAAUGAAUUCAAUUGAAUCCGCUCAUCAUGUUAUCUUCAUCUUGACAACAUUUAACCAUUUCAAUGUGGUUAAACUUGAAGGGUGCUGUUUUGACAUGAAUAAAUCUUACUUAUUGUUUGAAUUUGCCAAAAAUGGCAGUUUAAGAGACUGUUUACACGACCCGAAAUUGAGAAAACAGUUAACAUGGGAAAAGCGUGUGAAAAUCGCAUUUGAUGUUGCUGAAGGGUUGCAUUACAUACAUUAUUGCACAAAACCAACAUAUGUUCAUAGGAAUAUAAGUAGUGGAAAUGUCUUAAUAACAUUUGACUGGAGAGCAAAAAUUUCAGGUUUUAAAUAUGCUAGACCGAUAAUUGGCACCACAGGGGAGAUUGCAGAGGGUGAAGAUUGCUCAAACUCUAGGAUUGCUGAGACAAAAGAACAGUUUGCCCCGAAUUAUCCAGUAGACGUUUAUGCUUAUGGCGUCGUGUUGUUGGAGCUUUUAUCGGCAAAAGAGGUGGCUAUUGGUCGAAAAUGGCUGGAACUGGUCGAGUUUUUGGCAGAUGGGGAAGUUGCCAGUGGCUCAUUGGAAUGUUUGGACAAAUUUAAGGGAUUCAUGGAUGUGGAUUUGAAAGGGGAGUAUGAUACAGGGGAUGCAAUGUGUUUAGCACUUUUGGCCAAGUGUUGCAUACAAGAUGACCCUCAAAAUAGGCCUACUAUGAAUGAUGUUCUUAAGGCCCUAUCAAGAAUUUUAUGA
This is a messenger RNA of Erigeron canadensis, 1686 nucleotides long. Its product is annotated as protein LYK5-like. Bases 1 to 1686 code for a protein of 561 amino acids. The transcript has a single exon. NCBI's taxonomy places the organism in Eukaryota, Viridiplantae, Streptophyta, Magnoliopsida, Asterales, Asteraceae. The record is from RefSeq and is a predicted model, not a curated record. Gene Ontology annotation, biological process: protein phosphorylation. Gene Ontology annotation, molecular function: protein kinase activity; ATP binding.